GAACGAACGAAGGAACGUAGUCGAGGUCGAACUCUCGAGAAGACAUCUCUGUGAUAGAAUCAGUGCGUAGUUUACAUAUACUUUUUUAUAGGAAACAUAAGCCAUUUAAUUCCUAGGAAACAGCAAAGAUGUCGAAGUUCAUCCUCUUGGUUUUCGUAACUCUUCUUGCCAGCACACUUAUCGUAGCUACUCGCGAUAAAGCAGUCUGCGGUCGACACGGUGACCCCUGCGAAUAUGAUCGUGAGUGCUGCCAAAACAUGAGGUGCAAUGCAUAUGCGCAUAGAUGUCAAGUUAUUAUCACCUCUGAAGAACUAAUGGCGCAGAGAGAAAAGAUUUUGGGCAAGAAAGGAAAAUCUUAUUAAUCAACUUUUUAUCUCCUAAUCGUUCAAUCAUGAUUGACAGUCAAAAAGGAAAAUACUCCUUUUUUAUAUAGUUACAUAUAUAAAGACAAUUAUUGAAAUAAUAUUAAGUUACAGUAUGAUUAACAUGUAAAAUUAAAUUCUUUUUGGCAAUAAUGAAAUGGAAAUAACUAUAGGAGUGUAUAAACUGAAAAAUAAUAAAUAAAUAUUUUUGAUCUGCACAUUAAAA
Molecule: messenger RNA, 588 nt
Organism: Polistes dominula (European paper wasp)
Lineage: Eukaryota; Metazoa; Arthropoda; Insecta; Hymenoptera; Vespidae
Product: omega-conotoxin-like protein 1
Source: RefSeq, a predicted model, not a curated record